UGUCUACCGAUAGGCACGAAGUUUCGCUAAAGGCGUAUCAUCUCUAACUGCUUCCUGUUUUUUUUAGGGAAAAAUAACAAAAUAUAAACAAAUGAAAAUUAACCAUAAAUAUGAAUUUGACGACGAUGUUGCCUCUAUUUGCGAGUCAACGGCCGCCCUUACCGAGGGAUGUCGUUUGCCAGUCAGGAUGCAUAAAACGGAUGACUGGCCGCUGGCCGAGAUUGUGAGCAUUAAGGAGCUAGAUGGACGCCGGCAAUUCUAUGUGCACUAUGUUGACUUUAACAAGCGCCUGGAUGAGUGGGUCAACGAGGAGGACCUGUACACGCGGAAGGUGCAAUUUCCGCGGAGGGACGGCUCCCAAACAGGCACCAGCACCGGAGUGACCACUCCCCAGCGCCACCAUUCACUGGCGGGCAGCGUUUCUCGGCCCACAUCGCCGCAACAUCCUGGUUCUGUUGCGCUGACAGCCAUUCAGUCGACUCCCAGCAGUGCAGCGGGAAUUGUUCCUCCGGUUGGUCCAUCAAACUCAGUGGCUCCUCCCGGGACGCCAAGCAGUGGUGGAGAGCUCGUUAAUGGCAACAACCUAGCAGCAGCCCUCCAGAAACGAAUCAAUCGAAAGCGGAAAGUUCACGGAGGAUCAGCGCAUGGGCACCACAGUCUGCAAGUGCAAUCGCAACAAUCACAUCCGCAUCCCACAACUCCACAGACGCCCACGUCAACACCAGUACACGUGACAGGCGAUGGUUUGAUAAGUGCAGCGGCCAACGAAGAUGGCGAUGGAUCGCAGGAUGGUAAGACACCCACGCCAAGGCAAUCGGGCAGCAUGGUGACGCACCAGGACGACGUUGUGACGCGCAUGAAAAACGUAGAGAUGAUCGAGCUUGGAAGGCAUCGCAUUAAGCCAUGGUAUUUCUCGCCCUAUCCGCAAGAGCUGUGCCAAAUGUCUUGCAUCUACAUCUGUGAGUUCUGUCUGAAGUACAGGAAAAGCAGGAAGUGCCUGGAGCGGCACCUCUCAAAGUGUAAUCUGAGACAUCCACCAGGGAAUGAGAUCUACCGCAAGCACACCAUUUCUUUCUUCGAAAUCGACGGUCGCAAGAACAAGGUGUAUGCCCAGAACUUGUGCCUGCUGGCGAAACUCUUUCUGGACCACAAGACACUUUAUUAUGACACGGAUCCGUUCCUUUUUUACGUAAUGACCGAGUUCGACUCGCGCGGAUUUCACAUUGUGGGAUAUUUCUCCAAGGAGAAGGAAAGCACCGAGGACUACAACGUGGCCUGUAUCCUCACAAUGCCUCCGUAUCAGCGCAAGGGCUACGGCAAACUGCUUAUCGAAUUCAGCUACGAGCUAUCCAAGUUUGAGGGCAAAACAGGCUCGCCGGAGAAACCGUUGUCGGAUCUGGGCCUGCUAUCUUAUCGAUCCUACUGGGCGCAAACCAUACUUGAGAUUUUCAUUAGUCAAAACCCCAGCACUGACGGCGAGAAGCCCACCAUAACAAUAAACGAUAUCUGUGAAUGUACGUCUAUAAAGAAGGAAGACGUGAUCUCCACGCUGCAGAAUCUGAACCUGAUAAACUAUUACAAGGGGCAGUACAUCGUGUGCAUCAACCGGGACACAAUUGAGCAACACCGGCGAGCGAUGGACAAGCGCAAGAUCCGCAUCGACUCCAAGUGCCUCCACUGGACGGCCAAAGACUGGUCCAAGCGCUCAAAAUGAAUGCCUCUGCCAUCCUCGGGUGAACGUAGAAUCGUUUUAGAUCUUAGAUUUUAUUCGCAGUUAUCCGUUUUUAAUGAUUAAACUGGAUUAUUUCCCAAAAUAUAUUUACAUUGGAGACGA
This is a messenger RNA of Drosophila eugracilis, 1834 nucleotides long. RefSeq names its product histone acetyltransferase Tip60 (gene Tip60). Gene Ontology annotation, molecular function: histone acetyltransferase activity. NCBI's taxonomy places the organism in Eukaryota, Metazoa, Arthropoda, Insecta, Diptera, Drosophilidae. The transcript is spliced from 5 exons. Gene Ontology annotation, biological process: regulation of DNA-templated transcription. The coding region runs from base 92 to 1714 and encodes 540 amino acids. The record is from RefSeq and is a predicted model, not a curated record.